CAUGCGUAUUGUGUAUUAGCGGCGUGGUUAGCGGAAGCUUAGUUGCGAAGCACAAGCACAAUAUUAUUAUUUACGACGUAUACUCAGUUGUUUAGUUUCUAAAAAUGCCAAAAUAUUACUGUGAUUAUUGUGACACGUACCUGACCCAUGAUUCGCCCAGCGUACGGAAGACUCACUGUCAGGGACGCAAGCACAAGGAUAACGUGAAAUAUUUCUAUCAAAAAUGGAUGGAGGAGCAGGCACAACAUUUAAUCGAUGCCACGACGGCGGCAUUCAAAGCUGGGAAGAUCGCAUCUAAUCCGUUUGCGGCGAACAAGGGAGCAGCGAUCCCUCCGCCACCGAAUCUUGGACCUCGUUCCGGACCACCUCAGGGUCCACCAGGUAUGAUGCCACCACCAGGGAUGCAUCCCGGAGCUCCAAUGGGACCUGGAGGACCGAUGAUGAUGGGACCACAUGGUCCAAUGCCACCGAUGAUGGGAAUGAGACCACCUAUGAUGGGCCCUAUGGGGCCAAUGGCUCCAAUGAUGGGUCCUAUGGGACCAAUGGGUCCGAUGAGGUCUUCGAUGAAUGGACCACCACCACCCAUGGGUGGUCCUCCACCGAUGAAGACAUAAUCAAGAGAAUUACUUUCACUACAUUGACGAAAGCAGGCUAUGUACAUAUAAAAGAAUGAGAUAUACAGAAGUACAGUGUUGAAAUCUGAAUUUUCAUUUUGCAAUUCAUGACAUUUUUGAACAUUGAAAUGCAGAAAGAACCACAGACUUUUCUAAGAAUUGAGGAACAUGUAACAUUUAUUCUAAUUUGUGCAGUUCAUGUAAUGUUUCAUUAAUCAAAGUAAUUUUGUAUUACAAAUAGUUACAAACAAUACAUGAGUGUGUGAUAAGAAUAAUGCGGUUGAUACAAAAAAGUCUUUGUUUUAUUUACAAAAGAAAUGUCAGCUUAUCCAUAAUAAACUCACAUUUUACAUUA
Messenger RNA from Ceratina calcarata, 969 nucleotides. It is a transcript of the gene snRNP-U1-C, whose product is annotated as small ribonucleoprotein particle U1 subunit C. The coding region runs from base 105 to 614 and encodes 169 amino acids. NCBI's taxonomy places the organism in Eukaryota, Metazoa, Arthropoda, Insecta, Hymenoptera, Apidae. Gene Ontology annotation, molecular function: zinc ion binding; pre-mRNA 5'-splice site binding. The record is from RefSeq and is a predicted model, not a curated record. The transcript has a single exon. Gene Ontology annotation, biological process: mRNA splicing, via spliceosome; spliceosomal snRNP assembly; mRNA 5'-splice site recognition. Gene Ontology annotation, cellular component: U1 snRNP; nucleus.